Molecule: messenger RNA, 1387 nt
Organism: Adelges cooleyi (spruce gall adelgid)
Lineage: Eukaryota; Metazoa; Arthropoda; Insecta; Hemiptera; Adelgidae
Exons: 3
Coding region: 494-1069 (191 amino acids)
Biological process (GO): NADH dehydrogenase complex assembly
Source: RefSeq, a predicted model, not a curated record
UAAAAGUUAUCACAUAGCCAGAAAAUAACCUUAAUGGUACAUUAAAAUCACGGUAACAUAUUAUGAGAAAUGACAAUAUUACAAUGUGUCAAUGGUUAUGCGAUUAAUAUUAAACGGCUUUUUAUUAUAAUAUAUUUUAUACUACGUUGGUGGCACGUCCUUAUUAAAUUCUAUUAAUUGGUCAGUGCUUUGUCGAACACUCGUGGUAAAUUUAAAUAUAUAUUACAAACGGGAAAAAAACUGGUAUACACUUUGUCGGUGCCGUAUCUUAUAAACUUAACUUGGUACCUACGAUUUUUCAUUGCCCGGAUGUUUCAAAGUAGUUUGUUUUUGUUUAAGCGAAUAUGACCAGAACACUGUUGGCGAUACUACUGGUUACGAUGGGCAUCCGACUUUCUCAUUUGUCGACUACGAUAGAAAAACCGACGUAAGUUUACCCAGAAGACGUACCGACUAGCGAAAAAAGCUCGUAUGUAAACUCGGAAUAUGUUUAAUGAAGAGUUUGACGCUGUUCGAUUUCGGUAACGUUCGGGAUCUGUCCAAAGACUGGUCGGAACUGUCGGACACGGUAAGAGCCGAAGGCAAAUCGAAAGCGUCGUUUGACGUGUACAAGACCAGCAAAGCGCAGUCGGCCAUUCUGUUCACGUUGGUAAACCCGCAACCAAACGGCGCCGGCUUUUGCGGAGUGCGCACGACGAGACAGCAAUUAAAUCUCAACGGAUACGAUUACAUACAUUUCGUGUGCCGGCCGAAGGGCAACGCUACCCGUUACAAAAUCGUACUGCGGCACAACAACGAAAACAACGAGCCGCACCCGUCGUUCGAACAACAAUUCCAGGUGACGUUGGACACGGAAAACACUGUGGAACUGCCGCUGAAGAAAUUCAAGCCUUACUAUCGGGGCAAGCCGCUAGACGACGGACCCACGUUGAACGUAGAAAACAUCACUGCGUUCGGCAUUCAAGUGGCCGGCGGAGUGUACGACACGUUCAAACAGUCCGGUCUUUCUUCGUUGGAGUUGGACCGAAUAUCGGUUCGUGCCAACCCGGACGAAACCUCUCAAAACUAACGUUGCUAGUUAUUUAAUUAUUUUCAACUGAUAUAUUUAAUUGUGAUUUAUUUUAAUCGAAACGAUGAGAAUUUUGUUUGAAUAUUUUACACAUGUUAUAUAUAUAUAUAUAUAUAUAUGAUUCAAGAUAAAUUGUAUUAUUUCAAGAUAAAACAACCUAAUGUCGCGUACGUUGAUCGAGAUAAGCUAUAACAGCUCAAAAAAAUUUUAAAAGCUAAUAAAAAAAAAUGGAACUAAUUGGCUAAACUCGAAACGAGCGAGAAAUAUUUUUGAAAGCGAAUAAAAAUGGAAUUAAAAAUUAACGUUUCAACCGAUUAA